AUGUCGGGCUUGGACUACGAUGGCUAUGGGGCCAACAUCCAGUCUGUCGGCGAUCGCCUCUACGACGAGAAGUUUUACAAGGCGGCCAAGAUCCUGUACGCCUCGAUUCCGAACAACGGACGCCUAGCCUCCUGCCACGUGCAGCUCGGAGAGUACACGCAGGCGGUCGAGGCAGCGAAGAAGGCGAACAACCCCAAGACAUGGCAGGAGGUGAACCUGGCCUGCGUCAAGGCGGAACAGUUCCGCUGUCGGGAGCCCAUCCUCUCACUGUUGGCCUAUGCUUGGGACACUGGGGCUGACGCCAUGAGCACUUGGACAGCGAAUCUCCGCACAUGCAGAAGCCCUCUUGGCCUUUCCAACUAUGCCUUUUUGCAGGUGAAGCGCAACUUGCAAUGCUGUGAAGGCAUGCCUGUGUGUGUGCGCGUGCGCGUGGCUCAGGUCCAUCCAGAUCACUUGGAGGAGGUCAUCGCGCAGUACGAGAAGCCCACGGCCGAGAUAGUCGGAGCUGGCCAUGUGCUGUAA
Symbiodinium sp. CCMP2592 is the source of this 522-nucleotide messenger RNA. The record is from the annotation of a GenBank genome assembly. Lineage: Eukaryota; Dinophyceae; Suessiales; Symbiodiniaceae.